CCGGUUUUGCCACCCUCUCUUCCCUUAUAUAUAUACCCCAUCUCCCUCACUAUUUCAACUUACCAGAUCUCAUCUUUUUCAUUUCAACAUGAUUGAAUUUUCUGGGUUUGUUUAGUUUUGAUAUUUCUUUGUUGGGUUUGAAAUGGAUUUUUGAAUCUGGGUGUUGCUUCAUUUAACAGAGAGGUUUCGAGCUUCGAAUCUUGAUCCUGUUUUCUCGGUUGGGUUAAUAGUAUAUACGGCUAUAGUUUCAAUCGUAUUGACGAGUGGAGAAAUUUGUACAAGCGGUUUCCGAUCUCCAGGUGUUUGUGUUUGUCUCAGUGAACAUGACUAUUGUUGAAGCUGGAAUGGUGCAACAGAGAAGGGGGACAGCUGCCGUAAGGCAUGUAAACAGGGUGAGGUAUGUUAAUACGAAUGGGAUUUCGAAGAAGAAGAAGAGGAGAUGCAGAGUGGGAAGAAGGCGGCCUGUACUGCAAGAUCUCUUCCUUUCAUGCAGAGAGGUCUUCAAAGGCCCUGGCACUGUUCCUCAACCUAGUGAAGUGACAAAGUUGUGCCAAAUUGUUGAUAAGAUGAGACCAGAAGAUGUUGGGCUUAGCAGUGAUCUACAGUUUUUCCAGACUACAGACAAAGUGCAAGGGAACCCAAGGGUUACGUACACGACUAUAUACCAGUGCAAUGAGUUCUCGUUAUGCAUUUUCUUUCUCCCAGCAACCGCGGUAAUCCCCCUCCAUAAUCAUCCAGGAAUGACCGUCUUCAGUAAACUUUUACUGGGACAAAUGCACAUCAAAUCAUAUGACUGGGUUGAUCCUGCCAAUUCAGAAGAGUCUGUGCCAGCUUCACAUUUGAGAUUGGCAAGAGUGGAAGCCAAUAGUGUCUUCACAGCUCCUUGCGAUACUUCUGUCUUGUAUCCUACAACGGGAGGCAAUAUCCAUCAGUUUACAGCCAUAACACCCUGUGCGGUGCUUGACGUGCUUGGACCUCCCUAUUCGCAUGAUCGGGACUGCUCAUACUACAGAGAUUUCCUAUACUCUGCCUUUUCAAAUGAGAGGAAGCACAGAUUCAUGAAAUUUCUUCCCACAGUGGAGGCAUGGCCUCGGUUAUAAUCACUGUUGGUUCUUUUUCUUUACUUGUACCAUCAAAAUCCAUGGCAGCCACAACUAUGAACACUAACUUGCUGUUUUCAUUAUGCAGAUGGAGAAACAACUGGAGUGACUGAAGAGGAACGCGAAUCCUAUGCAUGGUUAGAGGAAAUAGAAAUGCCAGAGAAUCCACCGAUGGAUAGAAUUGAGUACCUGGGUCCACAGAUUACUGACACUGGGUUCUAGAUAUCUGCAGAUGGUUUUUCAAGAGGAAAAGAAGUUUCUACUUUUUUUUCUUUUUUUUUUCCCUUGUGCUAGAUCUGUGUCUUGUGUUCUGUGAUCCAGCAAUGUAUGUAUAGAAAUGGUUCUCUCUUUCUUUUUUUUUCUUUUUUUUUCGUCUUUGGGUUAAUUGUUUUAAUCACAGCUUAAAAAGAAAAUGAAAUAUAGUUUUUUUU
Messenger RNA from Rubroshorea leprosula, 1531 nucleotides. NCBI's taxonomy places the organism in Eukaryota, Viridiplantae, Streptophyta, Magnoliopsida, Malvales, Dipterocarpaceae. The record is from the annotation of a GenBank genome assembly.